This is a messenger RNA of Oenanthe melanoleuca, 2250 nucleotides long. RefSeq names its product solute carrier family 39 member 11 (gene SLC39A11). Bases 248 to 1243 code for a protein of 331 amino acids. The transcript is spliced from 10 exons. NCBI's taxonomy places the organism in Eukaryota, Metazoa, Chordata, Aves, Passeriformes, Muscicapidae. Gene Ontology annotation, biological process: zinc ion transmembrane transport. Gene Ontology annotation, molecular function: zinc ion transmembrane transporter activity. The record is from RefSeq and is a predicted model, not a curated record. Gene Ontology annotation, cellular component: membrane.
CCUCGCUUUGUGGCGGCCGCGCCCGCGCCAACCGCAGAGCCGCGGGCGGCCCGCCCGCGCCGUGCUGCCAUUGGCUGAGCUCCCGCCCGCGCCGCACGCCCAUUGGCUGAGCGCCCCGGGGGGCGGGGCCAGCCCGCAGACACGUGUGCGCACCCGGAAGUGGCGGCGGGACCGGCCCGGGUUCGGGGUGCGGGUCCGGGUUUGGGGUGCGGGGGGUUCCAGCACCGCCCAGACCCUCCAGGCCAGCAUGAUCCAGGGAUUGGGGCCGGUGCUGCAGGCGGUGCUGGGGACGCUGCUCACCUGGGCCCUGACAGCAGCGGGGUCAGCGCUGGUGUUCGUGUUCUCCAGCGGGCAGAGGCGGAUCCUCGAUGGGAGCUUGGGCUUUGCUGCGGGGGUGAUGCUGGCAGCCUCCUACUGGUCCCUGCUGGCCCCUGCCCUGGAGCUGGCUGAGCAGUCUGGUGCCUUUGGAGCCUUUUCCUUCUGCCCCGUGGCUGCAGGCUUUGCCCUGGGAGCAGCUUUUGUCUAUGGGGCUGACCUGCUGCUGCCAGUGCUGGGGUUCUCUGGCCCUCCCCACGCCGCCCUGGCCCCCAGCUGUGAGCAGAGAGCCACCAAGGAGAAGCAGGAGCAGGACCUGGGCACCCCGUGGCUGCAGAACGAGCUCUCCAUCAGGAUAGACAGGGCAGAGAACGGGCUGCUGUACCAGAGGAGGAGGGCAGUGGGUGUCCCCCUGCCCCAGGGCCCCCCGGCCCCGCCCGACGGAGCCGCCCCGGCCGGGAGCAGCAGCUGGAGGAGAAUCGCGCUGCUGAUCCUGGCGGUGACCAUCCACAACAUCCCGGAGGGCCUGGCAGUGGGAGUUGGAUUUGGGGCCAUUGGAAAAUCCGAGUCUGCCACGUUCCAAAGUGCCAGGAAUUUAGCCAUUGGGAUUGGGAUCCAGAACUUCCCAGAGGGGCUGGCUGUCAGCCUGCCUCUGCGUGGUGCUGGAUUCUCCACCUGGAAAGCGUUCUGGUAUGGCCAGCUGAGUGGCCUGGUGGAGCCCCUGGCUGGGGCUGUGGGUGCCCUGGCCGUGGUGCUGGCCCAGCCCCUCCUGCCCUACGCGCUGGGGUUCGCUGCUGGGGCCAUGGUCUACGUGGUGAUGGACGACAUCAUCCCCGAGGCACAGAGCAGCGGCAACGGGAAGCUGGCCUCGUGGAGCUGCAUCCUGGGCUUCGUGGUGAUGAUGUCCCUGGACGUGGGGCUGGGCUAGGGCGGGGCUGCAGCCCCGGCAGCGUCCGAGCCCGCCCGGAUGGACCCGCACAUGGAACCUGGGAUCUGCCCUGCUGUUGAUUUCCUCUGAUUUUGUCUCUCCCCCUGCCCUGUGAUGGUUUCCAGCACAGGUGGGGGUGGCUGCUCCCAGAUCCUGGUUUGGGUUUCCUCUUGGAAGGGGCUGGGCUGGUUUCUCCAGGGGAAGAAAUCGGGAUUUUGAUCCUCUCUGUUCUGUCAGAGCUUGGGAAUCCUCCCUGAGGCUUUGCAGUGGAGUCUGGAAUUCCAGCCCAUUUGGGAUUUUGAUCCUCUCUGUUCUGUCAGAGCCUGGGAAUCCUCCCUGAGGCUUUGCAGUGGAGUCUGGAGUUCCAGCCCUCAGGGCUGUGGUAAGCCGGGGAUCACAGCUCCCACACCCUGCUGCUCCCCGGGAAUGCUGCAGGGAAUUGCUGUGGAUGGAUGGACACAGCCCGGGCAAAUAAAGAUGAAUUUUCUUGGGAUCUCUGCAAGAGGGAAAUGUCAUUUUCUUUUUUCCUGAAGUGUCUCAGAGGGGCACUGCUCCAAGGUGCUGUGUCCAGUGUUGUGGGGUUUUCUGUGGAACAAACCCCAGGAAAGGAGGGUUUGAGUCCUCUGGGCUGAGCUGUGAGCUCCAGUCCCUGCCUGGCUGCAAUUCCCAAGGGAUUGCAGAAUUCCAGAGCCACGCAGAGCUCCCUGCAGAGCCCAGCCAGGCCCAUCCUGGAGCUGAGCCAGCACUCCAGGACGAAGGCUGAAUCCCUCAGGAUGAAAUUCCUGCCUCUCCUGGUGAUUCCCAAACAUUUCUGCUGGGAUGGAUCCUCCUGAGCCCCCAGGGCUGAUCCAGGCUCUGCCUCCAGCCAGGAGGGAAUUGCCAGGGCUGGAAGAUGCUGCAAAUCCCAGCUGCCCUCAUUCCACCCUCCACAAAAACCCUGAAUCCCCCAAACCCUCCUGUGGGAAUAACUGGGUCAGCUCCUGUCCCUCUGCAAGUGGGGCUGGGAU